Molecule: messenger RNA, 2308 nt
Organism: Cloeon dipterum
Lineage: Eukaryota; Metazoa; Arthropoda; Insecta; Ephemeroptera; Baetidae
Product: hepatic sodium/bile acid cotransporter-like
Exons: 6
Coding region: 750-2111 (453 amino acids)
Cellular component (GO): membrane
Source: RefSeq, a predicted model, not a curated record
AUUUAUUUAUUAAACACCAUCAUGUGUACAAAGAAGUAAAUAUUACAAUUUGUCAUUUUAUUUAGCUGGUCACUUUCCAGCUUGUGUCAGACUCAUCUUGUUUUUAUCACAACUAAGAAAAUGGUAAGAGUCUAUACUCUCGUCACAAAGUUUACACACACAAGUAGGUAGAGUUUCGCUAUGAAAAAGCUAUUAUUAUGCAUGCUGUUUUUUUAAGUUUGCUUCAAUAGCUUAAUAUUAUUCGUUUGAGCUUACAAACUUCGACAAUUUACUUUGCUGGAUUAAGUUUCACGGACUAAAUUAAAAGUCAUUAUUCAAUCAAGACUAAUGUAGAGAGUGCGAAAGGGGAAUAAUUGUCGUGCUUGCUCCUGAAGUUAAACUAAUAGACCUCUGCAUCAUAGAUCACCAGCUGCAUCAUUCUUGUGCAAGAGUCGCUCAAAGGAAACAGCUCCAUUUGUGUGGGGACAACCCAAUCAGUGGAUUUUAAUUGAAACACUGCUAGUGAAAAUUUGUGAUAAGAUUCAUGGCCUUGUAAAUUCUACAAACCUGAGCUUAACUCUGAUUUGGUUCACUCGAUCAACGCAAAAUUCACGGUAAGAUAGCGUGGACGACGCAGAUUGCUGUUCGAAAAAUAAGAUAAUCGGUCAGAUCGACUCGGACGCCGCCAAGUGCAUUCAACUUUCCACGCAAGGUCUGGAAAAAUAUAGAUUUUUACAAGCAGACCCGGCGUGGAUUUAAUUCCAUUCAGAAUGCAUUUGUGUCGGACGUCCGCCUUCUCCUUCCUGAUUUUCGCUUGUCGACUGGCGAUGGGAAGCGCAUCUUACGAUUUAGUUUUCGAGCCGAGCAUUUUGCGACAGCUUGGGAUGAUGGCCAAUCAAAGUAUUACCGUCUGGACCAACAAUUCUCUUGGCCACUUGUCAUUGUGCGCUUUUUCGUCGAUGACUGAAGUGGCUGAAGUAUCUGAAGAACCAUUAGAGUUUGAGCUGGCUGACGAUGAAAGCCACUCCAAGUACAAAUCCAACUUUACGAUUUUCGGCAAGUUCCUUGGCUACUCCAAGGUGACCAUUCGCACCUGUGCUCAGGACAUUCCUGAAAUGGGGGUCGUGCAGUACAGCGACAAGAUGUUCGUCUCGGUCAUCCGAGUGGACACCUGGAUGGACGCCUUUUUUAUCGGCACUAUCACGGUACUUCUCUUCUUCAUCUACAUCAACUUUGGCUGCGCUCUCGACAUUGCUGUGGUCAAGAAAACUCUGAAAAGACCCAUCGGCAUCACUAUUGGACUGGUCUCUCAGUUCAUCUUCAUGCCUCUGAUGAGUUUUUUCAUCGCUCGGCUAGUGUUCCCUGAGCAACCAGCCUUGCAGCUGGGUCUUUUCUUCAUCGGUUGCUCGCCCGGAGGGGCGGCCAGCAACAUUUGGACUCUGGUGCUGGAUGGCAACCUCGAUCUAUCAGUCACGAUGACGGCGGUCAGCACAUUCGCCAGCUUCCUCACGAUUCCGUUUUGGGUUUUCACGAUGGGCCACAUAAUUUUCUCUGACGCCGAGAUCGGGGUGCCGUACAAGAGGAUCGGAAUAACCGCCAUCACUCUUUUCGUUCCGUUGAUCAUCGGCAUUGUCUUCCAGUACAAGCUGCCCAGGGUGGCCAAGUUCCUGAUAAAGGCCCUGAAGCCAUUCGCCGCCUUCAUGCUUGUGUUCAUCGUCGUCGGCACUUUCUCUAAUUUGUUUCUCUUUAGGUUCGUCGACUGGAUGUUGUUGAUUGCAGCAAUCAGCAACCCUCUCCUUGGCUACCUCUUCGGCGCGUUAGUUGCCAAAUUGUUCAGACAGACGGAGCGGGACAUUAUUGCAAUCUCUAUAGAGACUGGAAUCCAGAAUGGAGCAAUUGCAGUCUUGCUAUUAAAGACGGCACUUGAAGCUCCAGAAUGUGAUAUCUCAGCAGUGGUGCCAGUGACUAUUUUCAUCACGACCCAAGUGCCUUUGGUGAUCUUGCUCGUGAUUUUAAAGAUACGCAAUCGCAUUCGAGCAAAGAGGGAAGAAAAGAAUAAGCAGCAGGCGGGCAGCGACGCUUAUGAAGUUGAAAUUCCGCUCAAUCGGAAGCCCAUCGUGAGGACCAACUAGAACCCGCGCUAUGCCAAAGAAACAAUCAGUAUUCUGCAAUAAUUAUAUUAUUUUGCUCAUGUAGUAUUAUAUAUCCAGUGUAAUUAAAUCAAAAUUGACUAGAUCCAUCGAAUUUAGAUAAAUUUAAAAAUUGAAAUAUUUAACAGUCAGAAUGAAAUUAAAAAAAACACUUAUUCUGGACAGAAAUGUAAAUUGAA